ACAUUCCCAUAUGUAACGAAAUACUCCUUAUUUUUUUCUGUGUACUGCUGGAACAGAGAGACAAAUACCUCCAAGUAAAUGUCUGUGUUUACACGUGUUUUGAUUCGUGACUAACCCAGAAGACGGGAUUUUAGAUGUAGAAAAACGUCUAGAAAAUUCUACACCCAACUUUAAUUCAUAAAAAAAAUCGUAGCUCCACAGAGUUGGUGGAUUCCAGUCAGGUGUCGUCGACGGUCUGUGUGACGUGCGGCUCCUUCAGACUUCACUCUUCUUCAGAGUUGUGUCUGUUAACAGUGGAGAGGUGAUCAACUCCGUUCAACUCCGUUCAACUCCGUUCAACUCCAUCCAUUCCUCGCAGUCUCCGGGCCAGGUUUUGAUGCAGCGCCGCCACUUGCCCGAGCACUUGGAUUGGCUGAAGGAGAAAGGUAGCCUGCAGAGACUCGGCUCCUUCCUUCCUCCAGCUCAGUCCAGUCAGUGAGAGUGUGAGCCUCGGUGCGCGCACACACGCGUUUGGUCUAUACCCGGCUCACUCACUCUCCCCCUCUCUCUCUCUCUCUCUCUCCUUCUCUCUCCCUCUCUUUCUCUUACACACUCACACUGUCGCUUCCACGCGUGGAAGGUGCGGACCUACGGGAGGACUGUGAUUUUUGGAGCGCCACUGAUCGGAGCAUGAAUUUUCCUUCUUCAAGACAUCGAUGCGCACAGACCCGAGCGAGGCUUCCAGAGGGAAAGGCUGAUCUUUAAAUGCAUCAUUUUACCCGGCGCAGGGCGGCGCGCGCCCCUCUCAAUUAUUAAAACUGUCACAGUUCGUAUGUUUGCGCCACAACAAAGCGUUGGAUUUCUAUUUCCCCGCAAAGCUGUUUGUUUACGCUGCCGUCGGAGAAGGUGAGGGGUUAAGAUUGUUUCUUUAACGGCUGCUGCGCGAAUCCAGCGAGCGUGUGUGAGCGCAAUCUCCCCCCACCACCACCACCACCACCACCUCCCGUCCUCAGACUCGGACUCGGACUUGGGCUCAGAGCGGAGUUUUGACUCCUCAUCAUGGGCUCCGCUGCACGGACCGACAGAGAAGGAGCGCGGAGGAGAUCUGCUCCAGAGAUGCUGCUCAGCUUGUCCUGGAUCUGCCUGCUCAUCCUGCUGGACGUCGGACGGGCUCAAGUGGAUGAUGACUUCAUCGGUCUUGGGGAGCUGCCAGAGACCUUCCCCUCGGACCCUCCCGAGCCCCUGCCUGUGUUCUUGAUGGAGCCGGAGGAGGCCUACAUAGUCAAGAACAAGCCGGUCAACUUGUACUGCAAGGCCACUCCUGCCACGCAGAUCUACUUCAAGUGCAACAGCGAGUGGGUUCACCAGAAGGAGCACACGGUGGAGGAGCGCGUGGACGAGAACUCUGGUCUGGUAGUCAGGGAGGCCAGCAUAGAGAUCACUCGGCAGCAGGUGGAAGAGUUGUUUGGGCCUGAGGACUUCUGGUGUCAGUGUGUGGCCUGGAGCUCUGCAGGAACCACCAAGAGCCGCAAGGCCUUCGUUCGCAUCGCCUAUUUGAGGAAGACAUUCGACCAAGAACCUCUGGGAAAGGAAGUGGUUCUUGAACAGGAAGUGUUGCUCCAGUGUCGUCCACCUGAAGGCAUCCCAGCUGCUGAGGUGGAGUGGCUAAAGAACGAGGAGGUAAUUGAUCCGGCUGAUGACAGAAACUUCUACAUCACCAUCGACCACAACCUGAUCAUCAAACAGGCCAGACUCUCUGACACGGCCAACUACACCUGCGUGGCAAAGAACAUCGUGGCCAAGAGACGCAGCACGACAGCAACAGUCAUUGUCUACGUGAAUGGUGGUUGGUCCACGUGGACAGAGUGGUCAGUGUGCAACAGCCGCUGUGGCCGUGGAUACCAGAAACGCACACGCAGUUGUACCAACCCAGCUCCGCUAAAUGGAGGUGUCAUCUGUGAAGGACAGGGCAUCCAGAAGCUGGCGUGUAACCCUCUCUGCCCAGUGGAUGGCCUGUGGACAGAGUGGAGUAAGUGGUCCACCUGUGGGACAGAGUGCACCCACUGGAGGAGGAGGGAAUGCAGCGCCCCGGCGCCCAAAAACGGGGGGAAGGACUGUGAGGGCAUGGUGCUCCAGUCCAAGAACUGCACGGAUGGGCUGUGCAUGCAGAGUUCCUUAUUUCAGAAGUCCUCAGAGGCUAAAGACAAGAGUGGUUUGGGGAAUUCAUUGGCCCCGAGCACCGAUGACGUCGCCCUGUACGUGGGCAUUGUCAUCGCGGUGAUCAUGUGCCUGGUCAUCUCUGUGGUGGUGGCGCUCUUCGUCUACAGGAAGAACCACCGUGACUUUGACUCCGACAUCAUCGACACCUCUGCCCUCAACGGUGGCUUCCAGCCAGUCAGCAUCAAGACUGCACGCAAAGCCGAGCUGCUAACAGCGCCACCUGACCUGACCUCGGCAGCAGCCAUGUACCGCGGCCCCGUCUACGCCCUCCACGAUGUGGCUGACAAAAUCCCCAUGACCAACUCCCCCCUGCUGGACCCUCUGCCCAACCUAAAGAUUAAGGUUUAUAACUCCUCGGGUCUGGUGACCCCCCAGGACGACCUGGGGGGGGAGUUCUCCAAACUGUCACCCAAGCUGCCCCACUGCCUCCUGGACAACAGCGACAGCACGAUGGGCCGGCGCACACAAACCCAGACGCUGCUCAGAACCAGGGAUCCAUCCUGCACCGCUGUGGGCUCCUUCAGUUCCCAGGGUGGGCACCUCAUAGUGCCAAACUCAGGGGUGAGUCUGUUGAUUCCAGCUGGGGCCAUUCCUCAAGGCCGAGUUUACGAGAUGUACGUGACGGUUCAGAGGAAGGACACCAUGAGGCCUUCAGUGGAAGACGGCCAAACAGUCCUGAGCCCCGUGGUGAGCUGCGGACCACCGGGGGCCUUGUUGACCCGCCCUGUCAUCAUCACCAUGCACCACUGCGCCGUGUGUGACGGCCAACAGGAUUGGCUGAUCCAGCUCAAGAACCAGUCGCCGCAGAACCAGUGGGAGGAUGUAGUCGUGGUCGGUGAGGAAAACUUCACCACACCAUGUUACAUCCAGAUGGAUGAGGAGGCCUGCCACAUCCUGACAGAGACGCUGGGAACCUACUGCCUCGUAGGGCAGACGCUCAGCGCUUCCACCAUAAAGCGCCUGAAACUGGCCAUUUUCGGUCCGGUCACCUGCCCCGCCAUGGAGUAUCACAUCAGAGUCUACUGUCUGGAUGACACGCAGGACGCACUCAAGGAAGUCCUGCAGAUGGAAAAACAAAUGGGAGGGAAGUUGUUGGACGAACCAAAGACUCUCAGCUUCAAAGACAGCACGCACAAUCUGAGACUCUCCAUCCAUGACAUCUCACACGCACUGUGGCGGAGCAAGCUGCUGGCCAAGUACCAGGAACUUCCAUUCCAUCAAGUAUGGAGUGGUUCUCAGAGGAACCUCCACUGUUGCUUCACUCUAGAGAGGUUCUCUGCCAGCACGGUGGACCUGGCUUGUAAGAUAUGCGUGCGCCAAGUCGAAGGAGAAGGACAGAUAUUCCAGCUGGACACAAUACUGUCAGAGGAUUCCCAGAGCAUUGACACGUCCCUGCUGGACCCUGCCAGUAACAUCACCACGCUGGUCGGCCCCAACGCUUUCCGCAUCCCCGUCUCCAUCCGGCAGAAGCUGUGUGGCAGCCUGGACGCACCUCAGACCAGAGGCAACGACUGGAGGAUGUUGGCCCACAAACUGGAUCUGGACAGAUAUCUCAACUACUUUGCCACCAAAUCCAGUCCUACAGGAGUGAUCCUGGAUUUGUGGGAGGCUCAGCAUUUCCCCGACGGCAACCUGAGUCGCCUGGCUCAGGUGCUGGAGGAGAUGGGACGUCACGACAGCCUGCUUCCCUCCGUGACUGAGCACUGACAUCUGCCCACCAGGGACUGAGGGAUUCCAGGGAGUCAGAAGAAGAAGAAGAAGAAGAAGAAGGGAAAUAAGAAGACGUAAAAAGAAAAUGAGAGAUGGAGAAGCCUCGGAGCAGAGGAGUCAUCAGAGUGACAAAUACACACACACUCUCUCUCUCUCUGUGUGUAUGUGUGUGGAUACACCCAAAGAACUGAGGAGAUAAAAACAGCGAGGUCUGCUCAGCCAUGACCCAGUUAAACAUUGGCAACAAAGGAUGUGAAAACUUGAGGGUAAACAAGAAUCUGUGCCAGUGAUUUUUCUCUGGCUUGUCCUCUCUCUCUCUCUCACUUUCACUCUAUCUUUCUCUCUCUCUAUCACUCUAUCUUUCUCUCUCUCUCAUAGAAAAUUUUGGUUUUUUUGGCUCUGAAUUCCUUGGACCCAUUUGCGCCGUUAUUUGGAUGAACUGUACGGAAGUGAGGACGAUGCCCUCGCUGUUAGCCAACAGUGAGUAUCAACAGAGGUGAAAAGGGAAGAGGAGCUGAUCUCGGAUCAGAUCAGAGAAAACAUCUUUUAAUCUGUGAUGACUCUGUAUUUAAUAAUAAUUUGUCUUAUACCUAUCUUUUUCUUUUUCUUUUUUUUUUUUGUAAUUUAUAUCUGUUAGGGAAAUUUACUUUGUUGUGUCCUCACAUUUUUACUUUUCGGUUGACUUGGUUUUUACUACCCUCUGGUGGACUGUUGCGGUAACGGCUCAUCCAGAAGAACGAACGGUGGAACCAUUUUAGUCUUGCUGUUUUAACUAAUGUUUGAUUUUUAAUGAUGAUUUUAUCUUUAGUCACGAGUCGUUGAAAUGUUUUUAAAUAAGUUAUUUUUUUUUACAUUUAACUUUGGUAUAAUUUCGUUAAACUCCACCAGUUGAUCAACACAGGGCGGUCGAUGUGAUGUGACGUUCCUCUUGAUGGCGUUUUGUAAGUUGAGAAAGAAACGUGAGGGAACAGCGCAGGAUCAAAUAUGUAUAUUUUUCUAGGACCAAUGCAUCAGAAUUCAACUGCUUUGUACCAAAAAAAAAGAAAAAAAGGAAAGGACACAUUUUCUAGGACUAAAUUUAAUACACGGUCAUCUAAAUGUCCAGUAUCACUCAUCACGAGCAGACACUUCCUGUGUCUCCAAAACUGAACUCCUGCAUUCGUCCGAAGUCCGAUUUCUCUGCUUGUUCAUUAAAGACAGAAGCCAUUCACUUUGUAUACGACGACACCGAGUCUGUGCUUCAAAUAUAUAUGUAUGAAUAUAUAUAUUAGCGAUGGCUGUAAAUGAUCCAGCAGCAGCUGUGACUGUUGGAGUGUGUUCUAAAUCGACUCUUUUUUUUUUUGUUAUCACGUUGGCAGUUGUUUGGUUCGGGCCGUCUAUGCAAACCGUUGCACCCUUUUGGAAACAAUCGUGAACUCUUGUCCGUGGUUGGACCUUUUGCAUCUGCUCCUCCUCCCGUCGACGCGGGGCCUCAUGAUUCACGGUGUUGUACAGUGAGAAUGUCACCCGUUUUUUUUUUCUUCUCCAGCACUCACCUGGUCCUCCAGCCGCCGCUUGCAUCUCACCUGUCGUGCUACUGUAAAAAGUGUAAGAAAGAAUUUUUAAAACUAAUAAUAAAUUAUAUUUAUAUGCAACAUUGGGGAAAAAAAGAAAAAAACAACAAACGAAGAAGAUCUUUUUUUUUCUGUCUGUGUUUCUGUGCAUGACUUCACCGACACAGUUGUUUUAUUAGGGAAUGUGGUCCACGCCCCACUCUUCACCCUCCUCAUCACUUAUGUACAGAUUAAAUAAGGCACGUGCCGUUGGUGGUUGUGGAGUGGACCGGGCGUAUUCUGUACAUGGAAAUCACCAAAAAAAAAAAACACACCAAAAUACAAUACUUAAUAAUAUAUUCCAGCAAAACUAUGUACAAAUGGAGUAAAACGAAGAGGAGG
Messenger RNA from Cynoglossus semilaevis (tongue sole), 5843 nucleotides. It is a transcript of the gene unc5cb, whose product is annotated as unc-5 netrin receptor Cb. Gene Ontology annotation, molecular function: netrin receptor activity; protein binding. Bases 1039 to 3906 code for a protein of 955 amino acids. Gene Ontology annotation, biological process: axon guidance; netrin-activated signaling pathway. Lineage: Eukaryota; Metazoa; Chordata; Actinopteri; Pleuronectiformes; Cynoglossidae. Gene Ontology annotation, cellular component: membrane. The transcript has 17 exons. The record is from RefSeq and is a predicted model, not a curated record.